This is a messenger RNA of Paramecium pentaurelia, 974 nucleotides long. The record is from the annotation of a GenBank genome assembly. NCBI's taxonomy places the organism in Eukaryota, Ciliophora, Oligohymenophorea, Peniculida, Parameciidae.
AUGUCUUGUUCCUUAUUUACAGAAGGUUCUGUAGAAGUAUAAUUACAUUGCCUACAGAAUUUAUAGAAAGGACAUCUAUUGUAAUCAAAUGAAGGAUAUUUGAUCAUAUCAUCCGGUUCAUGUUCCAAAAAUUUAUAGUCGCAUUUGAGGUUAGACAUCUACUAAAUUAAAGUCAACACAGGAUAGUUAAUCCACAGCAUAAUGAUUNAAUAAUCAAAUCAAACAAAAAAGAUUUCAAUUUAAGCAUUAGGUGAAGAAUAAUUACUGAAGGAUUUAAAAUAAUUAAUUGAAAAGGAAAAAGAAAAAGUCUCAUAAAGUCAAAUAAUUAUAAAUUUGAAAAAUAAGGAUUAGAUAUUCAAAAAGGACAUUCAAUUACAUUUAGAAUCAUUACAAUAAUAUGACCAAUAGGAUAUUUAAUAAUCAUUGGAUAUACUAAAGGAUAUUUCAAGUAUCAAAUUUCUAUUUUUUUUAGUUGAAAAGAAUUUAAUCAUUUAACUUAUUGAUAUGAUCUAAGAAAUGUAAAAAUGUGCAUAAAAGGAUGAAAACUAUUAAAACCAAAUGAAUGUUAUUAAAGAAAUUUAAGAAUUGAUUGAUUAAGCUAAAAAAUAUCAAUGUUAAUUAAAUCUAUUUGAUUCAACUAUUAUGGUUUAUUAGUAACAUGUAGAGAAGAUAGAAUACUUUAAAUAAAAUAUAUAGACUAAAUCCUAAGAUUAAACAGUUAAAUCAGAAUAAUUAAAGUCUCAAUUUUCUAAAUUAUCAAAUAUUUUAAAUGAAUAUGUGAAUACAUUUGAUAAUAAUAGCAUUUAAUUGAAAAAAUAUUGUACAAUUAAAUAAUUAGAGGAUGAAAUAAUAAAAUUAAAAGAAACAAAUACAAUUUUGGAAAAUGAAAGUAAUGCUUUAUAAUGUUAAAUAGAAAAUAAUUUUAUUAGUUCUAAGUAAUAGUAAUUUGAGGAGAAACUCAAAGAAACAAAUGA